Molecule: messenger RNA, 6032 nt
Organism: Siniperca chuatsi (mandarin fish)
Lineage: Eukaryota; Metazoa; Chordata; Actinopteri; Centrarchiformes; Sinipercidae
Product: aryl hydrocarbon receptor-like
Exons: 11
Coding region: 297-3017 (906 amino acids)
Biological process (GO): regulation of transcription by RNA polymerase II
Cellular component (GO): nucleus; aryl hydrocarbon receptor complex
Molecular function (GO): transcription cis-regulatory region binding; protein dimerization activity; nuclear receptor activity
Source: RefSeq, a predicted model, not a curated record
UCACUAGUGUGUGUGCCGCCGUACUCCCCUUGGAAAGUUGCGACUUUUUACACGAGCUUCUGACCGACAGGGUCGCUGCAAAACCCCGCAAGACUUCACACAUGUGGAUCAUCUCUUUCCUGGGUGGGAGUUAAAGUCAAAUAACCCGGAGGUUUUACAGGAGAAAAAACAUCCAGGGUGGUGUCUGGAGAUUCAAAAAUCAAACUUUUUUUAAUGCUGGUUGGAACAUGUUGUUUUUGUUUUUUAUUCUUUGAAGCGAAAGGAAAGAGAAAGUUGGCUGAAACCCCGGAGCCACCAUGCCGGGGGAUGGUGGCGUAUACGCGGUGAAGAAGAGGAAGAAGCCCGCUCAGAAAAUUGCGAAGCCUCCGCCUGUGAAGACCAAUCCGUCCAAACGCCACCGGGACCGUCUGAAUAUAGAGCUGGACCGUCUGACCAGCCUGCUGCCUUUCUCCGAGGAGGUCAGAGGUCGUCUGGACAAACUUUCUGUGCUCCGGCUCAGUGUGGGAUACCUCAAGGUUAAGAGUUACUUCCAUGCGCUCCAGAAGAACGCGAGGUCCGCUCCUCUUGUCUCUGCAAACAACAGAAAAGGACAGUCUGAGUCCCUGGACGGAGUCAGUUUCUCAGAGGGAGAACUCCUUCUCCAGGCUUUAAAUGGUUUUGUGUUGGUUGUGACGAUUGAUGGCACGAUCUUCUACACAUCCCCGACCAUCCAGGACUUCCUGGGCUUCCAUCAGUCCGAUGUGGUCCACCAGAGUGUGUACGAUCUCGUUCACAUGGACGACAGAGAGUUGUUCAAAUGUCAGCUCCACUUCGCCCUCAACCCGAGCGAGACCGACUCAGACAUGAGAGCAGAAGAUGGGCAGCCUAGCAGCAAAGCCUCGAGCAGUUGUGUGAGCCUGUUGCCUCAGUACAUCCCUCCAGAGAACUCCUCUUUCCUGGAAAGAAGCUUCUGCUGUCGCCUUCGCUGCCUCCAGGACAACACCUCUGGAUUCCUGGCUUUAAACUUCACCGGGCGUCUGAAGUACCUGCAGGGAAACACAGAGGCUGAUGGGACUGUGGCUCCUCCUCAGCUGACUCUGUUUGCCAUCGCCACACCUCUGCAGCCUCCUUCAGUCAUGGCGAUCCGGACUAAGACCUUCCUCUUCCAGACUAAACACCGAAUGGACUUUGCUCCUGUGGGCAUAGACACCAGAGGGAAGCUGGUUUUAGGAUAUUCAGAGGUAGAGUUGGUCACAAUAGGCUCUGGCUAUCAGUUCAUCCACGCUGCUGACAUGAUGUACUGCGCUGACAACCACCUCAGGAUGAUGAAGACUGGAGACAGUGGCUUCACGAUCUUCAGGCUGCUGACCAAAACAGGACACUGGUUGUGGGUUCAGGCCUUUGCCAGGAUAGUCUUCAAGGGAGGGAGACCAGACUUCAUCAUCGCUCGUCAGAAAGCCCUCACAAACGAAGAAGGAGAGGAGCACUUGCACCAGAGAAGACAGCAGCUCCCAUUCAACCUUGCCACCGGUGAAGGCGUCCUGUACGACAUUUCCCUGGAUGCCUUCUCCAUGCCUGGUCCUCCUGGCUCCGGUGCACCGGGCACCACGGAGCCCACAACAGAGAAACCUUUGGACCCCGCCUCCCUUCUGGGAUCCCUUCGCCGGCAGGACCACUCUGUUUACACCCAGCCACAGAAACCCAGUCCCCAGCUCCCAAUCUUCACCCAAAUAGAGGACCUUGAUUUCCAACAACCCUUGGAACAAGCCUUCCUGGACAGCCAUGCUCUGCUCAGUGUGCCGGGCCAGAUCCAGGCUUCACAGCAGACGUCUGUCACAGGGGACCUGACAUCGAAAGCCAUGAUUAACUCGUUGGAGCAGAUUUUGGGGGAUAUUGGGGAUGGAGGGAUACAGGGUCUUGACGUUGAGGAGACAGAGCUGAGGGACUGGGAGAACACCAUCGACAGGAUGAAGAGGGAAGACGCAUCAAGGGAACUAAAUCACAUCCUGGCCAAUGACGUGUUCUCAUAUGUGGAGGAGGCUCUGAAGAGAGAUACUGGUAGGUAUGCGCAGGGUUCAGAUCAGACUGGGCCUCAUGUUUCUGGGAACAGUUUAUCCAUUCAAGGACAGCAUCCUGGGUCUGUGUUUUCAAGGAAUGAGCAUCAGUGGCAGCCAAUGUCGGACAUGAAAUCUGGAUUUGCAGAGCAGACUCUGUUGGGGGAUGUUCUCUGUGAUGUUGGUUGUUCAACUGGACUAAAAGAAGCCUCUCAAGUUGUGUCUCACAGGGCGGCGCACACACUGACACCCACACAGUGUCGUAACACUCACCAGGGACACACCUCUCGAUCGUGGCCUCCAAGCAGCAGCAAUCACCACUGUGGCAACCAACUGAUUUCAACACAAUCCUGCCAUGCUGUUCAUUUACAGCCUGACGUGACAACGAGCCAACAGUCUUGGCUUACAUCUGUACAAAACACCAACAAUAUCCACAGCAGCCUUCAAUCUGGCUCGGAGGUGACAGACCAAAGUGUACGAUAUACGCCAAACCAAACUGGUUCACAGCAGACUUACAUGGGGCCGCAGCUUCAGAGCCCUUCUGUGUGGCAACAACAGCAGCUGCCGCAAAGUUUUCACCAUCACGCACUGACACAUUCCUCACACACACCAGGCGGCGUGAACUCAACAGCUCAGUCACUCCAGCCGCAAAUGCAGCGAUUAUCUGGCAGCUGCAUGUAUGAAAAAAGAGAAGGUCACAUACCGAAUGCUGCUAAUGUUCCUACCAGACAGAACGGGCCUCUCCCGGUACCUACGUGCUCCAGAGGACCCACACACGUUGUAGGGACGACCACAAUGGCUCCCUUCACCCUGUCCCAUGGGGACAUGGCAGUCGGGGUCUUCAACCAGCGGAUGAUGCAGUCGCCCGGUCCCAACUCUCACGUGGUUGCCUGUACAGAUGUGGGCGACAUCAGUUUGGUUCAUCUGAGUGGAGACAACACUGGCCUGGGAGCAGCCCGGUCAGAUUAUCCUCCUCAUAAUUGAAACAUUACAGUCGUCGUUCUUCUGUUGGAACGGUGAAGCUCAGAUCCCCAAAGUUACGCUGAACGCCGUUGUUGACCCGUUUUCCUUCCCUGCCCUGCCUACUGGGAGCAUCAACCUUACCCAAAACACCGGCCCAUAGCCGCUCAGAGACUCUGACUGUAAUGACAGAUAAGCACGAGUGUGAUGAAAGCACUUCUGAGAUUAUUCCUAUAAACAAAUGAAGAGAUGAUGAGGAGUUUCCCUUCUUGGAUAUCUAUAUUUUAUAGAUGUUAUGUUAUAUGAACCUUCUCAUUUCAAACUCAAAAACCUUUGCUGCAUUACAGUCUUUUGCUGAUGAUGUAUGUCCAGUCUCUGGGCUUUUGUUGAGCCUUGACUCUUCAAAUAUUUAUCAAACAACCUUAUCCAAUAAUUAGCUUUUUACACAUAUUCAUGCUGCAAGUAAGUGUCCUGUCAGCAGAAUGGAAGCAGGACCCAACAGGAUUUAUUGCAAGUGGAGACCAGAAGAAAUCUUGAUUACAGCUUUUCUGUAUCACGUGAAGUGUGUGGAAUAAAGAAAAUGUACAACUGCUCUUCAUACGGAGGACCAUUUCACAUCAGUUUAACUCGUCCUACUGUACAUCACAGUGUGACUCUGUGAACUCCCUCAUCUGUAAACCUUUAUGUGGUUCUUUGAGAGGACGCAUCAUAGACAAAGAGGAUUUUUUAGGUCAGGUCACGCACCUUGUAAUAUCAUUCAUUUCUUAUACUUAGCUUUAAAAGUAAAGCAAAUGUUCGUUUUCAUUAAUAUAAAGUAAAUGCAGCUUCUUAUUAUCAGUGAACCCAACCAAAAGGGAGUUAAUUAGCUUUAAAGGGUUCACACGUCCAUAUGUACAGUGAACCAGUUUCUGCCUGCUGUAAUUGUACUGACAUGCUUCCAAUGUAAGUGAUGGGGGACAAAAUCCACAGCAAAAAAUAUAUUCAAAAGUUUAUCUGAAGUUAAAAUGAGGCUUCAUCAAUCUGAGUUACACAGCGAGUAUCUUCCAAAGUCUUUUUAGUACAAAAUUCGCUCUUUGUGUUGGUAUCCCUCCACUGCAGCUCAGCAAAGAAACACAAAGAGGGAAUUUUAUACUAAUCAGGCUGUAACUUUGGAAGAUAUCCACUAGAUUUGUCUAAGACUGCUGAAGCCUCAUAUUAACUUCAGAUAAACUUUGGAACAUAUUUUUAUGUUUAUUCUUAUGGAAAAACAUGCACGGGGAGCCCUGCGCAGUGCCUGCAGUCAGCCUGCCUCUCAGCACCAACAACCUCCACCAGUAAGGUGGGGGAACAUGUAGCCUAAGAUGCAAAACCUGAGGCAAAAAAGUCUCACAAAUCACGCUUCUAAUCACUCCCAGUCAGACAGACCAAGUGAGGCUCUUCUAAACUUUGUUUCCCUGGAUAGUGUUUCCCUCUUGAGCUGCAGUGAAAGGAUGGAAACAAAAAGUAACUUUAGAAGAAGUCCACUCGAUUUGUUUAGCCUCAUAUUGGAUAAACUUUUGAAUACAUUUUUACACAAAACGACGACUGUGGAUUUUGUCCCCCAUCACUUACAUUGGAAUCAUAUUAGUAAGGGAUCUUUAAAUGGCCAGUGUGAACAGGAGGAAUAAUUACAGCAAGCAAAAACUCCGUCAAUGUACAUAUGGACACCUGAUCAUUGUUUAAAGAAAGACUUUAAAAUUUGUGAACCUUUCCUUUAAUUAAAUCUAAUAGUUUUUAUCUGCAAAGACGUUGUUUGGCUUUGAUUCAGCUGUGAAACUAAAGAGUGAAAUGUAGAAACUAAUCUUUUCCCAACACUAACGCAGCUCUGUGGAAAGAAAUGUGACGCGGAAGUUAAGAUGUUCCACAUCUGACCAUUUAGACUCGCCAAUUAUCUGGCAAUUUUAAAAGAACUACAAUAUAAUUUUGUUUUGUAUCGAAUAAGCAUGUUAGGCAUGAAACGCGCACAAUGCGGUAUUAAAAUACUGUAAAAUCUAUUUAACUUGAGCAUUUUUCCCUCUUUGUGUUUAUUAAUGUACAGUAUUUUUUAUAUAUUUUCUAUGGUUACAACUGUGUUCAUUAUCUGUUUAUACACCAACAUCCAGUUACGGAUGCUUCACAGGAGAAGUUAUAACUAAGUAAUAAAGACUUAAAAAGGUCCUUAUAGCUUACAACUACAUUAGAGUGAGUUGUAGUUUGUUAUAAAGCAUUUAUUAAUUGUUUAUGUGCCGAUACUGCUUGUAGAUGCUAAAUUAUAUUUAAACUUAACAAUGAAUUGGUGGAUGAAUCUUCUACAAUAAUCAAACUGGAGAUUAAUUGUGUGCAUGAGGGUAAUGGAUUAAUUAAAGGACUUAAAGGUAAUUAGGGCUGCACAAUUAAUCACAAUAUUAUCGAAAUCAUAAUAUGGCAAAGUGCAAUAUCCAAAUCGCAGAAGCUGCAGUUUUUUUGAUAAAAAGGUCAACUGUGUGACAAACCAGCUUCAUAAUGAAGUACUGAAGGGCUGCAGAGAUACCCUGGCCUAUAAAUCUUGUUCGCCAGAUGAAAAUUGUGAUGCAAAAAUGAUCGUUCCCACUAAUCGUAAAUCAUAUCACAAUCAUUAUUUCUGUCAAAUGUUGGCUUUUUUUAACAUAUUGUGCAGCCCUAGUUGCAACCAGUAAUAAAUAAAUAAAUUAUUUCUAAUGUUUUCAUUUCAGAAUAUGGGAGAUAUGGCAGCUCUGGUGCUCAAUGUGAACAGAUCUAAACUAGGGAGUCAGAACUAUAAUAACAUACUGUAUAUUUUCAGUUUAAAUCAUGCGUCCAUCUCAGCUGAAUCAAAGAAGAACUUGCCUUGACAAUUAAUAUCAUAUUCAUAAAGUAAAAUGUGCACAUUUUUGCAUUUUUGCCCGUAGGAGAUUGCCAUAUUAUUGUGCUUCUGUAAUUACAGGUAAUGUUACACUCUGUAGCUGCUUUGUAUUCCUUGUGUACAAGAUAUAACAGUUGGGGACAAGUCUAAUUUAUUUUGCCAUUAAAGCUGUAACCCCCUCA